This is a messenger RNA of Ficedula albicollis (Collared flycatcher), 3394 nucleotides long. RefSeq names its product ankyrin repeat and kinase domain containing 1 (gene ANKK1). Gene Ontology annotation, cellular component: cytoplasm. The record is from RefSeq and is a predicted model, not a curated record. The transcript is spliced from 12 exons. Gene Ontology annotation, molecular function: ATP binding; protein kinase activity; protein binding. Lineage: Eukaryota; Metazoa; Chordata; Aves; Passeriformes; Muscicapidae. The coding region runs from base 188 to 2467 and encodes 759 amino acids. Gene Ontology annotation, biological process: regulation of cell cycle process; protein phosphorylation.
CUCACGCACGAUUCUGCCUCGUGGAUUUCUCUGUUCCCUUCGAGCAUCUCCCUGCCCCACCUCCCCACCUCCCUCUCCCCCAGGUGAAUCCCCACCUCCCCGGGCAGGGCAGGGCGGGCAGGAGGAGCUCUGUGCCGCCUCGCACCGCGGCAGCAGCAGGAGCUGCGCCAGCUGUGCCAGCUGUGCCAUGGGCGCGGAGAGGGGCCGGCAGCUGGGCAGCCUGACCGUGUUCAGCAGGGAGGAUUUCGAGGAGGACUGGCUGGGGGUGGCCAGCGGGGGCUUCGGCCACGUCUACCAGGUGAAGCACAGGAGGUGGAGGACGGUGUACGCGGUGAAGUGCUCCCCGUUCCUGCUGCAGGACGCCAGCACGGACAGGACCAGCAUGAACUGUCUAAUGGAGGAGGCGAGCAAGAUGGAGAAAAUCAAAUUCCAGCACAUUGUCACCAUCUAUGGGGUGUGCAACAGCCCUCUGGGGAUAGUGAUGGAAUAUAUGGCCAGGGGCUCCUUGGAGAGGAUCCUCCCCACGCACAGGAUGUCCUGGCAGCUGAAAUUCCGGGUGAUCCAUGAGAUGGGCUUGGCCAUGAACUUCCUGCACAGCAUGAGCCCCCCUCUGCUGCACCUGGAUCUGAAGCCAGGGAAUGUUCUCCUGGAUGGGAACAUGCAUGUCAAGAUCUCUGACUUUGGGCUGUCCAAGUGGAUGGAGCAAUCCAGCAGGAUGCAGUACAUCGAGAGCUCAGCCCUGAGGGGCACCCUGAGCUACAUCCCCCCCGAAAUGUUCCUGCAGAACAGCAAACCCCCGGGCAUCAAGUACGACGUGUACAGCUUCGGGAUCGUCAUCUGGGAGGUGCUCAUGCAGAAGAAACCCUACGCAGGGGCCAACAUGAUGGCCAUCAUCGUGAAGGUGGCAGCGGGGAAGCGGCCGGGGCUGGAGCUGGUCAGGGACGACUGGCCCGGGGAGUGCCACCAGAUGCUCGACCUGAUGAAGAGGUGCUGGGACCAGGACCCCAAGCAGAGGCCAAGCUUUGCAGAUAUCCCCGUGGAGACAGACGUGCUGCUGGCUCUGAUCCAGAGCCUGGUGCAGGACCCCGAGAACGAGCGCCUGGUCAGGAAGAUGUCCCACAAACCACCCAUCUCCAGGAGCCAGCAGGGUGACAAAGAGGAGUUCGCCUUCCCCCAAGACACCAGGAGUGGGGGGAAGGAGGAGCAGGAGGUUCCUGCCCCAGCCCUGUGCAGGGAGCCCGAGGAGCUGGGCAGGGAGCGGGAGAACGGCCUGACCCUGCUGCACCUGAUGGUCCUGCAGGGCAACGUGGGCAAGGUGCGCUCGCUGCUGGGCCGCAGGGCCGGCGUCAACAGCGCGGCGGGCGGCGGCUGGUGCGGGCUGCUGCUGGAGCACGGCGCCCUGGCCAACGCGGCCGACGAGGACGGCUGGAGCCCGCUGCACUUCGCGGCCCAGCACGGCGACGACCGCACGGUGCGGCUGCUGCUGGACCACCAGGCCCGGGUGAACGCGCAGGAGCGCGACGGCUGGACGCCGCUGCACCUGGCGGCGCAGAACGACUUCGAGAACGUGGCGAGGGUGCUGCUGUCCCGCCAGGCCGACCCCAACGUGCAGGAGGUGGAUGGGAAAACCGCCCUGCACGUGGCCGCCUGCUUCGGGCACGUGGGCCUGGUCAAGCUGCUGGCCAGCCAGGGAGCCGACCUGGAGAGGAAGCAGAAGAACCUGAGGACGCCGCUGCACGUGGCCGUGGAGAGGGGCAAGUUCAGGGUGGUGCAGUACCUGCUGAAGAACGGCAUCUCCGUCAACAGCCUGGACCAGAACCUCUACAGCGCCCUGCACCUGGCCGUGGUCAGGGGGAAGUACCUGAUCUGCGAGAAACUCAUCAAAUACGGCGCCAACGUGGAGCUGAGGACGGACAAAGGCUGGACCCCGCUGCACCUGGCCUCCUUCAAGGGGCACCUGGAGAUCAUCCGGCUGCUGAAGGGCAGCCACGCCCGGCUGGACGCCAAGGGCAGCAUGGACUGGACGCCGCUGCACCUGGCCACGCGCUACGGGGACGAGCCGGUGGUCAGCGAGCUGCUGCGCUGCGGCGCCGACCCCAACGCGGCCGAGCGCUCGCACUGGGCCCCGCUGCACUUCGCCGUGCUCAGGGGCUCCUUCCUCAGCGUCAUCCGCCUCCUGCAGGGCCGGGCCGACGUCAACGCCAGGAACAAGGUGGGCUGGACGCCGCUGCACCUGGCCGUGCUCAAGGGCAACAUGGCCAUCAUCAAGACGCUGCUGAAGGCCGGGGCGCUGCUGGACGUGGAGGACAUGACGGGCUGCACGGCCCUGCAGCUGGCCGUGAGGCACCAGCGGGACAGCGUCGUCGCCCUGCUCCAGGGCAGGGAGGCCUCGGGCAGCAGAGCUGGGAACAGGACCCCGAACGACCCCAAGGUUCCCAGGCUCAGCCCGGCAAGGACGGAUCUGUGAAUCUGUCAGCUCUGGGAUUUGCAGCUUUGCCACAUCAGGCUUAACGCACCUUGUCCUGUCACCUGCUGAUUACAGGAAAUAUUCCCCCUUUUUGAAUGGAGGUUGUUAAGCGUGAGCACUAAGAGAGUGAACGAAAAUGGAGUUAUAUGAUGACAAGUUCUUUUCCAAGCCUCUAGAAUGUUUUGGCUCGGUGAUAUUCGGGCAGUGCUUUCCUACUGAAUCCUUCCUGAGCAGGGAUUUAUGCAGCCCCUGUUCCUGCAGGCAGUGCUGAAGCUGUGCACAGCACACACACAUCUUCCACAGCUUUUAUUGCUUUUAUUCCAUGUUUCCCUACAGAGAAAAUUGGUGUAAAAUGGCCCUGGCACAGGUGGGAAUUGAAUCGUGAGAUUGUCACCUGCUGCUGGCACAGCAAUGUGUCAGAUUUCCUGACAUCUCCUUUCUGUAACAAGAAUUAAAUAAAACAAGGCAGGAAGGAAAAAUCACUGGUAGAGAGCAUUGAAAUGGAUGCAGCACAGGGAACAGAAAAUCCAGAAUAAUCACACACCACAUCUGGCUGCUCACAGGUCAAGGUCUGAGUCGUGUCUCUGGGGGGAAAUAAUCCUGGUUUCCUUCAGGAAAAUGUCCCAGAGCUUGAUCACUGCUGUGAAAAACAUGGUGGUGGUGGAUUUGCUGCCCCUGGGACAGUGAGAAGUGCUGGUGAGCAGCUCUGCCAGCCCUGCUGUGGCUCCUGAGGGUCCCCAAACGUGCCUGCUGUGACUUGUCAUGGCCUCGAGCUGGGAAGAGGCUGAAAUAAAAACAAACAGCCCCAGCUCUGCAGGGGAGCUGUUGUUGCCUGAUAAUGUGAGAUUAAACAGGUUAAAAAGCCCAAACUCUACUAAUUUUGUUUUCAUUUUAUAUUAACCUCAAGUAUUGAUGUGUGCUGUAUUC